Molecule: messenger RNA, 909 nt
Organism: Priceomyces carsonii
Lineage: Eukaryota; Fungi; Ascomycota; Pichiomycetes; Serinales; Debaryomycetaceae
Product: urea carboxylase-associated family protein
Exons: 1
Coding region: 1-909 (302 amino acids)
Source: RefSeq, a predicted model, not a curated record
AUGUCGACGGACCAAAGUAGCUUAGCAGCAUCAUCCCAGUUGCCUAAUAAAACCAAUUACAACCUUCCCAAACCGAAGGCUGCUUACUAUCCUCAUCCAGGCUCUAAAAUUUAUGCGGACAAAAAGUUGUACGAUGGAAUAGCCAAUGCACCUAAACGCUUAAUUGAGAGUCACAGGUGUAACCCAAGAACCGGUAUCGCUGUCCAGGUCUCUGCCAAAAGAGUCUUUAGAAUUAGGACCCCAGAGGGACCUCAAGUUUGCGACUUGAACAUAUGGAACAUGAACAAUCCGAGGGAAAGGUUCUGGGCUGCAAGAACAAGACAAAUACAUUCGGCUCAUGUUUCAACGUACGAUAGGUUAUGGUCAAUCUUACCAUAUUUACGUCCUUUGGUCACCAUUACAGGUGAUUCAAUGCUGGCAAGGCAUGAUGAGUGGGGCGGACGAGUACAUGAUACUUUAGGCACAAGAUGUGAUCCAUAUAUUGACAACUUGAUUAGUGGACAAGAUAACAAUUUUCACUGUCAUUCAAACCUUACUAGAGCUGUUGCGCCAUACGGAUUAACUGAAUUUGAUGUGCAUGAUGUCUUGAAUGUUUUUCAAGUUACUGGUUUAAAUGAAUAUGACCAAUACUUCAUGGAAACAUGCCCUGCUACUAAGGAUGACUACUUUGAGUGUUUCGCUGAGCAGGACUUGUUAGUUGCCAUAAGUGCAUGUCCAGGAGGCGAUUUGUCUCAAUGGGAGUGGGGUGAGGAAAGUAGUGAGAUGCAAGAACUGAAAAUGAUAGAUUGUUGCAGGCCGUUGGUAAUUGAUGUUUAUGAAUUAACCGACCCCGACGUUGUCUUGAAAGAUUGGAAUGCUCCUGAAUUUUCAUCAUAUAAGGGAAACCAUGGCCUUAAAUUAUCUAAAUGA